Molecule: messenger RNA, 817 nt
Organism: Cantharellus anzutake
Lineage: Eukaryota; Fungi; Basidiomycota; Agaricomycetes; Cantharellales; Hydnaceae
Exons: 8
Coding region: 222-719 (165 amino acids)
Source: RefSeq, a predicted model, not a curated record
CUCUGGGAGGCCUGGAGGAAUCGUUCACCUCUCUGGAGAACAAAAGCAAGGACUUAGUGGAGCAGGCUAAACGGCUAGCUGCACAGAGUAGCGCCCGACGUUUUUUUUUCUGAAGGAUGCAUAGGUUGAAUGCGAUGGAUCUCAGAUAUAAUUGUCCUUAAUUAACUUUGAUCGUGGCUGUGCCGUCUGGAUCGGCCGAAACAACUAUCAACAAGUGAAGGAUGUCUGCUGAUGCGGCCGGAAAAGCCCCCAAUUCGUCUUCGGCGAAGCAGGGAAAGAGAAGCCUUCUCGCUACAGACGAGGACGAAGAUGAAUUCGACAGUGGCUUGGAUGACGAAGAAGGAAGUGACUAUGAGGAGGAUGAGGAAGAUGAAGAGGGACCUGGCCUUUCUGACAUCAUGGACGGGAGGACGAAGAAGAGGACGAAGAGUAUGACCCUGAUUCCAAGGAGGAAAAUGGCGAAGAUGCAGAUGCCACUAGCACCACACUUGACGACAAUCCUCCUGCGGGAGAUGCUGAGGCCACUGAGUCAUCCGGAGAGCCGGGGUCCAGCACUCAGGACGACACCAGAGGAGAAGACAAUGAAGGGGAUCAGCGACCUACUAAGCGUCGUAGAACUUGCCGCUUGGCGAGAUAAUCGGUCGGUUUGGAUGCCCAGUGCCUGUGGUGUAAUAACGCAAUUUUCUUCCUUAUGUCGACUUGUCCGUUCCCAUGAAUAGGAUGACAAAGUAUAUCUCCAAUUCUCGUUGCGUCAAGGUUACCGCAGUUGAGCCAUACACGCCUGAUUCGAUAUUAUUUUCAAUACUCUGAUCGUGGA